Paramisgurnus dabryanus is the source of this 2837-nucleotide messenger RNA. It is a transcript of the gene acp5b, whose product is annotated as acid phosphatase 5b, tartrate resistant. Gene Ontology annotation, biological process: bone resorption. Gene Ontology annotation, molecular function: acid phosphatase activity. NCBI's taxonomy places the organism in Eukaryota, Metazoa, Chordata, Actinopteri, Cypriniformes, Cobitidae. The record is from RefSeq and is a predicted model, not a curated record.
AGCUCAAUACAGGAAGUUUGUUUUAAACCACAUCUUGUUUCUCUUCUCUUCAAGCACAGAAAGCGUUAAGCUGUCUGUGGUUUCAUUGUCUGUGUGACUCUUGUACCGGUAACUUCACUUCCAUUGUGAGCGUUUACAGAUCAGAUCAGACAUCUGAGAGCAUGUUAUGGCGUGGUUGACCCUCCUUCUUGUCAUCUGUUUUCAGAUAUUAAAUACACAAUGUCAGGCCAAUGAAAAAGCGUCUCUAAGGUUUGCUGGGAUUGGAGAUUGGGGUGGACUUCCCUUUUACCCCUACUACACUUCACAUGAAAGUGACACAGCGGAUGAACUGGGCAGAAUUGCUGAGAGCUUAGGCCUGGACUUUGUCCUCAGCUUGGGAGAUCAUUUCUACUACAGCGGUGUCAAAAAUGUCGAUGACAGUCGCUUUAAGUCUACCUAUGAGAAUGUUUUCUCUCAUCCGGCUCUCAUCGCUGUGCCUUGGUACCUUGUAGCCGGAAAUCAUGAUCACCGUGGAAACGUGUCAGCCCAGAUCGCCUACUCCAACAGAUCUGAAAGAUGGAUUUACCCUGAUCUCUACUAUGAAUUGAACUUCAAGAUUCCUCAUAGUAACACUUCCAUCACGAUUCUGAUGAUUGAUACUGUGGUUUUGUGUGGGAAUACCUAUGAUAAACUUCAUCCAGUAGGUCCAGAGGACUAUGCUGCUGCCAAAAAGGAGCUGAAGUGGAUCGAGGAGAAACUUCAAAGCACCAAGUCUGAAUUUGUCAUUGUGGCCGGUCACUAUCCGGUUUGGUCAAUUGGGCAUCACGGACCAACCAAGUGUCUGGUAUCAUAUCUCCGGCCCUUAUUAAAGAAGUACAGUGUCUCCUUAUAUCUGUGUGGUCAUGACCACAGCUUGCAGUUUAUCAGAGAAGAUGAUGGAAGUUCAUAUGUGGUUAGUGGAACUGGAAUUGCUGAAGAUAUCGCUACCGACCACAAGAACAGCUUUCCAUCAUCCUGGCAGCUCUUCUCCAACGCUGUCAAUAAGACCACAGGAUCGUUUGUGUACUUUGAGGUCUAUACAAGUGAAAUGCUUAUAAGUUAUAUUCAGCCAGAUGGGAAAUGUGUUUAUCAGACAUCAAUCUCUAAACGUCAACUGUGACAUCAUUCAUGAUGGUUGGUUUAGUGCAGGCAGGGUAAUGUUUGUGAUUUUAUUGUUAAGAAUGUUGAUGUUGAUUUUGUUUUAUUUUGGAAACAUGUGCUUUUUGGUGUUUUGAAGAAUCAAAGAGAUAGGGCUGGGUAUCGAUUCAGAUGUUCCAGAUCGAUUCAAUUUCGAUUCACAAGCUAUCAAAUCGAUUCGAUUCCGAUUCUCGAUUCAAUUUUCGAUUCCGGUUCUCGGGAUGCUUCCAUACCUCUUACUUUUUUAUGUUUAGGUGGCAUCAACGUCCAUGAAGCACCUAAAACCGCCAUUUUAAGCACUGAAUGAAAGAAUGACAGGCUCCUUGGUAACAUCGCGCAAGGCAAAAAAGAGGGUGACAUCUAGUGAAGAAGACUAGUAAUUUGGUUAACGUUAAUCUUACGUUCAUUUUUUGCAGGGAAAAAAAUCGAUUCUGCUCUUUGAGAAUCGAUUCUGAAUCGACCACGUAUAAAAAAACGAUUAAUCGAAAACUCGAUUUUUUUGCCCAGCCCUACAAAGAGACUACCAUACUACCAAUAGUAUUUACAUAAUAAAUCUGAUUCUUCUGUUAGCAAAAUUUCUUAUUCACAAAUGUACAUUUUCUGGACAAAAACCCUGUUUUAUAUCAUUUAAACCCAUACGGCAAAAAAAUUAAAUUCCUCUGUCCAGAAAUAUAUUUUAAAUAUAUUCCAAAUAAAUUUUAUAGAAUGUAAUUCUCAACUGAAUAUAUUUUUGAAUUUGGAAAUAUAUUUAGUUUUAACCUUCAUAUAUCAAAAAUAUUUUUUGCCUAAAUAUAAUUUAAAUAUAUGCUUAAUACAUGUACAUUUUAUAAAGUAUAUUUUUGAAGUUGAAAAUAUAUUUAAUUUUAACAUUUUUAAAACCUUUUUUAAAACAGGUUCGUAACAUAAACAAAGUUUUUCUUCCAAUGCGACAUGAAUGCAUUUCCUUGGAUUGAAAUAUAUGAAGGACUAAAAAUAUUUUGAAUGCUUAAAAAUGUAUUUACUUUUAAAAUAUAUUUCAAAAUAUACAAAAAAUGUCCAAACAAUAUAUUAUUGAAAAAUAUAUUUUUGUAAAUAUAUUCCAAAAUAUAUUUCAGCAAAUAUUAAAAUUUUUUGGCCAUUUUUUGUAUAUUUUGAAAUAUAUUUUAAAAUGUAUUUUUUGCCAUAUGGGAAAAAGAAAUGGAAAUUUAUAUUGAUUCUAGAAGAUGCUCUUUAAAGCAAAAGUCACUGAAAACUUUGAAAAUGUGUACUUUAUUAAAUAUUUUAUUGUAACCCCCCUAGCAUAUUUUGUAUUUGUAUGGUUUCUGUCAAGCUUUGUAAUAGUUGUAUGUUGCUAAAAAAAGUUGUAUGUUGGUAAUUCAAUAAAAAAAUUAGUGCAGGCAGGGUUUCCGGGUUCGCGCCCCUGGUGGUUUGCGAAGGAAUUGCAGGUGAUUCGUGAAAUGAUUAAAAACAUUUAAUUAAUUAAAUAUAAUUUAUAAUUACGUAAUACAAUGUAAAUAAAUAAUUUUAAAAUAAAUAAAACUUUAGUAAUAAAAUGAUAUAUUUUAUUUGUUCAAUCUGCAUGUCAUGUGACACUUACGUAACUAUGUAACGUAACCCUUGAAAUGAAAGAAAAAAAUUAUAUAAAAUACUACUGAUAACAACUUUUUUACGGAUGAAAAAUAAAUUUUAACUUGUUAAACUUG